This is a messenger RNA of Salvia miltiorrhiza (redroot sage), 2199 nucleotides long. RefSeq names its product putative clathrin assembly protein At1g03050. Gene Ontology annotation, molecular function: phosphatidylinositol-4,5-bisphosphate binding; SNARE binding; clathrin heavy chain binding. Gene Ontology annotation, cellular component: clathrin-coated vesicle; clathrin-coated pit. The record is from RefSeq and is a predicted model, not a curated record. NCBI's taxonomy places the organism in Eukaryota, Viridiplantae, Streptophyta, Magnoliopsida, Lamiales, Lamiaceae. The transcript is spliced from 2 exons. The coding region runs from base 248 to 1933 and encodes 561 amino acids. Gene Ontology annotation, biological process: clathrin coat assembly; clathrin-dependent endocytosis; vesicle budding from membrane.
UCAAAGAGGAGAUGAAGAAGAUUGUGAGGAAGAUAGAGAGAGACACAGAGAGAGAAGAAGAAACAAACAGGAGUUGUACCUGUUUUGAUUCUUGAAUCGAAAAAGGUAAUUCUCUUCUCCUUUCUUCUUUCUCCGCCCCUCGUUCCACACAACAUUGGAUCCUCAUUCUUGCAUCCUGAACAAGUGAAAAAAAGUUGAAGAAUCAAUCAAUCUCAGCAAAUAAGAGUUCAUCACCGUUGGAUUGCGCAUGGCCCCGAGCAAGAUCAGACAAGUUAUCGGAGCAGUGAAGGAUCAAACCAGCAUUGGCCUGGCCAAGGUCGCCGGUAGCAGCUCCCUCUCCGACCUCGAAGUUGCCAUCGUCAAAGCCACCCGCCAUGGCCAGAACCCACCCAACCAGUGCUAUGUGGCCGAGAUCCUCAGCCUUACGUGCUACUCGCACGCCAUGGUCAACUCAUGCAUCGGCAUCAUUGCCAGGCGCCUCAACAGGACCAAGAACUGGGUGGUGGCCCUGAAAGCGCUCCUGCUCGUCCAGCGCCUCCUCUCCCAGGGCGGCUCCGCCUUUGAGCAGGAGAUAUUCUUCACCACGAGGCGUGGGACGCGCUUCCUCAACAUGUGUGAUUUUCGGGACUCAUCAAGGAAGGCAUGGGACUACUCUGCGUUUGUCCGCACGUAUGCCUUGUACUUGGACGAGCUCCUCGAGUUCAGGAUGCAGGGCCACGCGGAGAGGGGCAGAGAUUAUAAGGUGGAGGAGGAAGAGGACGCCGUGGUGGUGAGGGCUCCUCUGGUGUCUGAGAUGGAGAAUGAGGCCGUCUUCUGCAGGGCUGAUCAUCUCAUGCAACUUCUUGAGAGGUUUUUAGCAUGCAGGCCAACAGGUGGUGCUAAGCAUAACAGAAUUGUGGUUGUGGCACUAUAUCCCAUUUUGAAAGAAAGCUUUCAAAUCUACCAUUGCAUAACAGAAAUACUAGGGACGUUGAUAGAGCGUUUUAUGCAGAUGGACGUACCUGACAUGAUGCAAGUCCACGACAUCUUCUCUUGCGUCUCCAACCAGUACGACGACCUUGAUUGCUUCUACAACUGGUGCAAAACUGCCGGAAUCAUGCGUUUCCCCGACUAUCCUAACGUUGAGAAGAUCUCCCAGCCAAAACUUGACAUGAUGAACGACUUCAUUCGCCACAAAUCAUCUAUGCUGCACACCAGGAUGGCCAUUGAGCCAAAGCCCGGCCCCGCUGAACAAGUGUGGACAGAGCCUCAAAAAGCCUUGUCACCAAUUAUGGAAGAAACAGCAGACCAAGUAAACGUCACUCCUGAACCACAACAAGAUAAGAAAACUCAAACUCAACAAGAAGGUGAUCUACUGAACCUGUAUGACGACGCCCCAACGCCUCAAGAUUUAGGGGAUCAAUUGGCUUUAGCCUUGUUUGAUGGCUAUCCGCCCACAACUGCUCCUGCAAGCACAAUCCCGCCGUGGGAAGCCUUCAAGGAUUCCGAAUCAGGGGAUUGGGAGACGGCGCUAGUUCAGUCUGCCAGUCAUCUGUCAAACCAGAGGCCAUCUCUUCCUCAAGGCUUUGAUCCAUUGAUUCUUGAUGGCAUGUACCAAUAUGGGACAAUGGCACACAUAGGAGCUUUCUAUGCCACCGGAAGUGCUAGCAGCGUGGCACUAGGGUCUGCCACACAGGCCUUGCCGGCACUACCAUCACCAGGAUCCAACACUUACUCACCACACAACGACCCUUUUGCAGCUUCUCUUGCCAUAGCGCCACCUGCCUACGUGCAAAUGUCUGAGCUAGAGAGGAAUCAACGGUUGUUAUUACAAGAGCAACUAUUGUGGCAGCAAUAUACAAGAGACGGCAUGCAUGGACAAGUAGGAUUAGCAAAUUUGCAACAAUACAACUCUUAUCAAUACAUUCCAAACGUUUACGGUGCAGCAUGGUAAGCUUCUACCGAGAUUGUUUUGCAUAAACAUUCCAACUACACACACAGAUGAAGUGAAGAGAGAGCCGGAAACUAUGAAGAAAAUUCUGCAACUAGUGAUUUUUUUGAGAGUAUCUAACACCAGUUAGAUAAGAAUCACCACCAGAACAAAAUUGCUUCAAGACAUCUGUUGGAAGAAUAUGAACUUGUUCUUUUCCCACCAAGGGAAACAAGAUUGUGUUUUUGAUGGUUCCUAGUUUUCAAUUUUAGCAUCUUUUACUUGAUGAA